GCGUCGAACAGACCGAUGAACUCAAGAAAGAUAUUCAAAAGUAUGUUGCAGAUAAUGCUGCACCAUUCAAGAAACUGCGUGGAGGCGUCGUUUUUGUUGAUCAAGUGCCGAAGAGUGCGUCAGGAAAAACCCUGAGAAAGUUGUUGAGGGCCAGGGCCAGUAAAGAUUUUGCUAAGCUAAAUCAGUGA
This is a messenger RNA of Paraglomus brasilianum, 188 nucleotides long. Lineage: Eukaryota; Fungi; Glomeromycota; Glomeromycetes; Paraglomerales; Paraglomeraceae. The record is from the annotation of a GenBank genome assembly.